AUGCGUUUCUCGUCGUCGGUCCUCGGCCUCGCGGCCACCGCCAGCACUGCCAUGGCUGCCGGUGCCGCCAACUCCGGAAUCAAGGGCUUCAACUACGGAGCUUUCUUCCUCAACCAAGCUGCCAAGCAACAGGCUGACUUCACCUACGAAUUCAACAAAGCCAAGAACCUUCCGGGUACCAACGGAUGGACGAGUGCUCGUCUGUACUCGAUGAUCCAAUGGGGAACCGCCAGCGAUGUCAUCAGCGCCAUCCCAGCAGCCAUCGAAACCCAGACCACCUUACUCUUGGGCUUAUGGGUGUCGGGCAGCGACCAAGCCAUCACCAACGAGAUCGCGGCUCUUAAGGCGGCCAUCAGCCAGUACGGAUCGGCGUUCACGGACCUCGUGGUGGGCAUCUCCGUCGGCAGCGAGGACCUCUACCGCGACGCCAACAACGAGGUGGGCCUGCCGGCGGCGAAACUCAUCGACUGCAUCAACCAGGUGCGCAGCGCCGUCGCGGGCACGCCGCUCGCCGACAGCCCGAUCGGCCACGUCGACACGUACGACUCCUUCCUCAACGACACGAACCGCGCCGUCAUCGACAACAUCUCCUGGCUCGGCUUCGACGGGUACCCCUACUGGGAGCAGACGAAGGCGAACAGCAUCGGGGACGCGCACGCGCGCUUCCACGACGGCCUCGACAAGACCAUCGCCCUCGCCGGGGACAAGCCCGUCUGGGUGACCGAGACCGGGUGGCCGAUCGCGGGCAAGACCGUCAACCAGGCGGUGCCGAGCCCCGAGAACGCGCGCAAGUACUGGCAGGACAUCGCGUGCGGCCUCGUCGCCCAGGGCGUCAACCUCUGGUGGUACGACCUCCAGGAGUCCCAGUGGGGCCAGGCCGACCCGGACUUCGGCAUCUUCCCCGCCGGCGAUCUCGGCUCCCUCGCGCCGAGCUACGACCUCUCCUGCGUAAGUAGCCAUUGCACCGUCUGCGUAGUCCCCAUCACACGUUCACAUUCUAACCACAAUUAA
Hypoxylon fragiforme is the source of this 1011-nucleotide messenger RNA. RefSeq names its product glycoside hydrolase family 17 protein. Gene Ontology annotation, cellular component: extracellular region; cell surface; fungal-type cell wall. Gene Ontology annotation, molecular function: glucan endo-1,3-beta-D-glucosidase activity; 1,3-beta-glucanosyltransferase activity. Bases 1 to 1011 code for a protein of 336 amino acids. The record is from RefSeq and is a predicted model, not a curated record. The transcript has 2 exons. Gene Ontology annotation, biological process: cell wall organization; carbohydrate metabolic process. Lineage: Eukaryota; Fungi; Ascomycota; Sordariomycetes; Xylariales; Hypoxylaceae.